CACUCCCGUACGGACUACGGAGUACAGAACUCUAAAGAACAGCUCUCUCUUUGUGUGACCACUGAAUAUACUUUAUAUACCUCAGUCUCUCCCCGAAUAAAGUUAUAGAAAUGGCGGCUAACAAGCUGGCCCGUUCUUGGUCUUACAGUCACGGUACAAUAGAUGGAACGAAAACAAGCAAAACUGGAGGAGCUAUUCCUGGGCCUCAAGAAGAAGGAGAAAGGAAAGAGAGGCCUAGCUAUAAGCCAGGGAGAGCUACCAUACCUCACAGUCGUACAUUUUACUUCCCAUCAGCAAAGUCCAGUCCACUACAAGUCUGUGAUGCUUGCGGUCAGUGUCAUCCACCAACGAAAAACCAUGUUUAUGAUUAUGCUGAAGUUGUCGAUGAGGAUUUCCUUUGUGCCAUGUGCCACAAGCCUCUCAUCGAACCUGUUGAAACAGUCUGCGGACAUACCUUCUGUUAUAAAUGUCUCUUUGGGAGGAUACGGACAUCUCCAUAUUGCCCGGUGGAGAAUCAUCCGAUUUCAAGGAUAGACGGAGAUAUACAGCAGACUAGUUUCUUGGUUAGGAAGCUGUUGGAUAAAAUGAAAGUGAUUUGUCCUAAUACGGCUUAUUGUGAUUUGGUGAUGAUGCGCUCUGAGCUGGAGCCACACUUAAAAAGAACCUGUCCAGGUACCUACCUCUCCUGCCCAAGGAGAGAGAGGGGCUGUCUGCAUUUAUCACCACGUUGCCAACUGAUGGAGCAUCUCUGGUCAUGUAUGUACGGGGAAGAUUGCAUUAUGAAAUAUAAUAAAAAGCGUCAGAUUAAAGAGGGAGUCCCUACUGUGGUUGAGAUCCCUAAAGGUACUGAUCAGCUUGGAAUUGGUAUCAAGAAAUGUGGGAGGAGUGGUUCAAUUGUUAUUGAUGACAUAUAUGUAACUGGUAAUGUGUACAAGGAUGGGCGUAUUCUACCUGGAGAUGAAAUAAUUGAGAUUGAUGAUGUUCUCUUUAGACACAAGACUCUUGAUCAGGUUCGGAUUGCUCUCUCUUCCACGAAACCUCUCAUUAAAUUUACAAUCGUCAGAGUACAUGAUGAGGAAUACGAUCCAGCUGACAUUGAGGAGAUACACCUAGUGAGGGAUGAGUGCAGGCCACUGGGAAUACAGAUACACAAUUACAAGUCUCAGCCUGGUAUAUACGUGUACCAGUUGGUCCCUGGCUCACCUGCUUAUGAUCACGGCUCACUUCGUGUUGGAGACAGGAUCCUGGAGGUUAAUUACACUGAUGUCCGCCUGGCCAGUCUUGAUAAAAUAGCUAAUUUAAUGAUUGAAUCUUAUGGUAUUUUACAGUUAUUAGUUGGUCAUAGAUAUCAUCCUGAGAUUUAUGAUCCAGCGACAGUUUCCAUUUCCAAUUGUUCAUCUGCUUCUUCUGCUAAUUCAUCUCAGCCCGCCAAUCCUGCUCAAGUUGUUAACUCCUCUCCUAACUCCUCUGACGAGUGUCAGAAGUCAACAGAAACUAGGUCGGAGCUGGUUCAGAGCAAAUUGAACGAGAGAGUGAUGACGCCCACUGGCUAUCAUUUGGGAGAAGGAAAGUGUUUCAUUAUUAAAAAGACAAAUGAUGAGUUACUUGGUCUGAUUUUGGGUGGAGGGUAUCACGCAGUUAACACACUAACCGGGGACAGGAUUGAUCUGCCAAUAUUUGUGGGUGGCCUGAAUAAUGAUUGUGCCAUUGAAAUAGCUAAUAAAGUUCAGCCCGGUGAUAUUAUAGUCUCCAUUAAUAACUUGUCACUAGCAAAGAAGUCACUGAACGAAGCUUUGUUUAUCCUCGAGAGUAUUAAGAUUGGUAGUCUUGUGAGACUCGAGAUGAUUCAAGGUGACGGGUCUUGUCAGCAGAAUGGUGGCCUUACCCCAGAUUGGCGGGAUUUUGUAGAUUUCUAUAUGAAAGAAAGGAAAAGUCCACUUGAGUUUAGUCUGACCAUCUCUCGUGAAUCUAGUGCUAGUCUUGGUUUUAGUGUAGUGGGUGGAGUUGGCUCCGCCCAUGGGGACUGUCCCGUAUACGUCAAGAGGAUAGCUUCAAAGAGCAUAGCUAGUAAUGACGGUCGUUUAAAAUGUCAGGAUCAGAUAACAAUGGUGAAUGGUGUAUCGGUCGCUGGAAAGACGCAGGCUGAAGCUGUUGAUAUGAUUAAAGCGGUCACUGGUGACAUUACGUUUACCAUAAUACCUAAUGACUCUUGAAAAGGGGAAAGGAGACCCUUUUCACUGACUAUUACUGAGUCUUGUGUUGUAUAAUCAACAUGAGAUCUUUUUGUGUCACUUAUCUCUGUUUAAAAACUAAUAAUGAUUAACAACUUGUGUAUAACUUUAAAUAAUGUUUAGGAAACUGUUUAA
This is a messenger RNA of Amphimedon queenslandica, 2366 nucleotides long. Its product is annotated as ligand of Numb protein X 2. Lineage: Eukaryota; Metazoa; Porifera; Demospongiae; Haplosclerida; Niphatidae. Gene Ontology annotation, molecular function: zinc ion binding; protein binding. The record is from RefSeq and is a predicted model, not a curated record. Bases 111 to 2213 code for a protein of 700 amino acids. The transcript has 11 exons.